This is a messenger RNA of Glycine soja, 661 nucleotides long. Its product is annotated as nodulin-16-like. The transcript has 2 exons. The record is from RefSeq and is a predicted model, not a curated record. Lineage: Eukaryota; Viridiplantae; Streptophyta; Magnoliopsida; Fabales; Fabaceae. The coding region runs from base 159 to 443 and encodes 94 amino acids.
UUUCCUACUGUUCCAUUUAAGUGAAUAGUCCCAAUAACUUCUCCCUCCUCCCCCCUAGUCAUAUAUAUAGUAUAAACAUUCCACUAAUUGUCUCACCCUUUAUUACCAAAUAUAUAAUCUCAUUUAGUAGAUCUGUUAUAGUUUACAAUUAAUUAAAUAUGGAUUCGAAGACGAAGAUAGCAUUACUUAUCCCAGGCAUGCUGGCCAUGCUCCUUCUGUUCUCAAAGGUGGCAGCUAGGGAUUUUAACGAGGGUGAGGUUGUCAAAGAGACUAAUGAAGAGGGUAAUGCCAAAUCAGAUGGUGGUGGGGGUGACCUUCAUUUUAUGUCUUGUUCACAUCCAACUCCAAGUGGACAUUGCCCAUGUGGCUGUUGUUCGGGGUUCACAGAGUCGGGAGGUUGCGAAAAGUGCUGUGCUAGCCCUCCAGGUGGUGGUUAUCCCUAGACGUGGUUCGAUCUGCAUACUAAAUAAUAUACUUUUAUGCAGUAAAAAAAGUCAUGAAUAAAAUCUCGUCUUGUGAGUGGCAUGGAACCACUAGAGAUAUUUCACAAUUAAAAAAUAAUGAUUGUACCUGUGUGAUCAUAAGUUUAAGAGCUAUCUCAAAUAUAUGCUCUUCGAAUAUAGUCACAAAUCGUGGGUUUAAGGGUUUUUAUUUACUUCCA